UCCACUUGAGUCAGAACGUUGGGACUUCGAUACAUUCUGUGCGCUUCAUUUGUGGAUAAUGGACUGGACUCUUAAACACUGUUAUCUGUUCAGUGUUGACAAUGUGUAAUUGAUAUUGACUCUAUAAUUUUAGCUUAGCAAAUAAAAAGCCACUUUUGCUUAUAUUAUAGGUUAACUAUAAACACACAUUGUAAUGUCAGUAGUCAUAAAACCUACUAAAUAAGUGAUCAAUCAUGUCUGUUUACAGCUACAAACAAACAUCAUAGCUCAAUCAUUCCUAGAAAAGCCAAAUUCAUUCUAUGAAGAAAAGACUAAAAACCUAGUUAGUAUGUCUGACCUGGCUAAGGAGAAAGCAGUUCGUCUCUUGAAGAAGAGAGCCAGCGUGUCUUCCCUUGGCAGCCAUGAGGUAAAAGCCAAGGAAACAGCUGCUAGGACGAAGGACUCCAUAAGUACUGUAUCUUACAUGGAUGAGCCAGGUCACCAUGACGAUAACCCUAGGCCUACUGUUCAAAUGGAAAACACUUACCAGAUGGGACCCUACCGGCGCUUCCCUGUCAUCACUGUCAAUGAUAUUCUGAAGGAUGUACUCGCCAGCUACUUGCAAGAGGAGAAGUAUGAGGCAGACCUAUGCCGGCAAAUGACAAAAACCAUAUCUGAGGUGAUUAAGGGCAGGGUCAAGGAACUGAUGGUUCCUCGUUAUAAGAUCAUCGUUCUCAUCAGCAUCGGACAGCUCGGUGACCAGAACGUGCGCAUGGGCAGUCGCUGUCUGUGGGACUCGUCCAACGACACCUUCUCCUCACACACCUUCAAGAACAGCUCUCUCUUUGCCGUGGCCAAUGUCUACGCUGUUUACUUUGAGUGAGUCACAGUCACUGAUAACUGCCAUGGGAUUCAGAUACACUGGGAAAGGCUUCAUGCCCUUCUUUAACCUUAGAUACUGGGUAUCAUAAAUACGAUACAUUUUAUGUGUUUAUUGUCAUGUUCAAAACAUAUCAGCAUGCAGGUGAUUUGGGAAGUUUCCUAGAGUCCUAAUUGAGGCACCUUCUGAUGAACUGGGUUAAUGUGUCACUACAGAGAGGCUCCACACAUUGUUGUUUGGUAGUACUGCAGCCAGAGUUGUUUUUAGAAAGUAUAAAGCUAAGGUGGCCUAAAGAAGAGAGGAAAGGUGUGUAUACGGACUGUAGCUUUGAAAGUACGUCCUCUAUUUUUCAAAUGUUUAUGACAUCCAAAACGACCACAUUUUGAGGUGAAUUAUUGGCUUCACCUAGACAUUCUAAUACUAAAUUCUGUACAUCUCAAUGCUAGACCAUUUUACAUCCAAGCAACCUUAGGACUGUUUAGAACUAGCUUGUUUACCUGUGUGUAUACUGUCAUCGUACUUUUAUCAUGGAGGGUAAUUUCUAUUUGCACUAAAGUAUGUUUGGUUUGUCAGCAACCAUGCCUUGAGAAAGAAAUAAGGAUUCUCACUGAGAAAACGUUGUCAUUGGUUUAAGUUUGGGACUAGCUCCUUAAAAUGAAAAUAAAAAGAGAUAU
Osmerus eperlanus (European smelt) is the source of this 1533-nucleotide messenger RNA. RefSeq names its product dynein light chain Tctex-type family member 5 (gene dynlt5). NCBI's taxonomy places the organism in Eukaryota, Metazoa, Chordata, Actinopteri, Osmeriformes, Osmeridae. Gene Ontology annotation, biological process: microtubule-based movement. Bases 329 to 862 code for a protein of 177 amino acids. Gene Ontology annotation, molecular function: dynein intermediate chain binding. The transcript is spliced from 4 exons. The record is from RefSeq and is a predicted model, not a curated record. Gene Ontology annotation, cellular component: cytoplasm; cytoplasmic dynein complex.